AUUAUCUAUGAUACUGUUUGAUUUUAUUGUAGGAUGAGCUCAUGAUAAAAAAUUGUUCUUUCGUUAAUAUGUUAUCUAUGGUCUUGUUUUGUUGGUGUGAUUAAGUGAUUGGCAGUUUCCUAGAAUCACUGUGGUAGUGUUGGGGCUGUUAAUUUGGUGCUGUAAUGAUGGAUGUAGAAAUGUGGUGCAGGAACCAUUAUCAUUCUUGUUGGGUAAUUUGCGUUUUGCUGUUGCCAGUUGGCAUUCUGCAACAAGAGAUUAUUAGCACCUUCACUGAAAUUUUUAGGAAAUUUUAAGUUAUCUUUUAGAACAUCUAAUGUGUUUGCAUAAUGGCAGUUUUCCUAAAAUUUUAUCAUUUUUAAAUGUUUUUACUACUAUUUGCAUAGUGAACCUUUCGCUCUUCUUCCAGCAAUCUGUUGGCUAAUAUGUUGUUCUGUCUCUGUGUGUGUGUGUGUGGCUGCUCUCUAUUAUUUAAACUGUGUAUAAGCUGCCAUGAAAAUCUUUUGCUUCAGCCUCUUUAAUCAUCAUACUAAUCAGAUCUGUAGCCAUUUUAUUUCUUUCAUGUUAUUUUCUUGUUAAAGGAUUUUGUGGGCUUUUCUGGUGAGUUCCUUGAUGUUUCUAGAAGCUUAAGGCCUCAAGAAACCAUUUUUUUUACUAUUUUAUGAUAUAUUUUCUUCAAUAUUUUAGUUCUUUUUAUUGGUGCAUUUUUUAUUUUGGUUUUAUGUUUUCUCCAGAUUUACUUGUAUACUUCAUUUUUUUUUUCUUUUUGCCCAAUGAUGUAGAACUAGAAUUGUGUAAGCAGUUCUGGUUUAGAUUCAUCUAUAGCUUUUGCAAAUCACUGCCACUCUCUCUCUCUCUCUCUCUCUCUCUCUGACUCAGUCUCUAUCUCUCUCUCUCACUCUCUCUCUUUCUGGCAUAUGUAUAGAUGUAUGUAUAUAUAUAUAUAUAUAUUAGUGGUUUGCUAAAGGCUAUUGAUGAAUACUAUUGCAAUGAAUCAUUUGUGAUUUAGUCAAAUCUCUAAGAUCUGAGGGCAUCAUAAAUGACUGUUUUAGGGUGUGCAAAUGCAAAGUCAUGGACGUGGUCAUUUUUCUUUCUUCUUGUUUGCAACAGCUCCUGCUUGUGUAAUUUGAUCUAAUUUGCAAGGAUGUGACUUGCAGUUUUUCCCUCAAGUAUUAUAUUUCAGUAGCCUCUGCCUUAGCACUUGAAAAUUUUUGU
This is a messenger RNA of Rubroshorea leprosula, 1215 nucleotides long. The record is from the annotation of a GenBank genome assembly. NCBI's taxonomy places the organism in Eukaryota, Viridiplantae, Streptophyta, Magnoliopsida, Malvales, Dipterocarpaceae.